Hydra vulgaris (swiftwater hydra) is the source of this 1099-nucleotide messenger RNA. NCBI's taxonomy places the organism in Eukaryota, Metazoa, Cnidaria, Hydrozoa, Anthoathecata, Hydridae. The record is from RefSeq and is a predicted model, not a curated record.
AUUAUUAUUUUUUUUCCAUUCAAUGUUAACAUCGUUGUGUCUUUGAAAUAUUAUAAAAAGCCGCAACUUUUGCAUGUUCUUCGCUAAGUGUUUUGUUAAGAACUUUAGUUAGUGUUUCACCAAAUGAAUAAAUCAAUCUUGCUAAUCCAAUUUUAGUCUCCGCGUUAAAUCAUUUGAGAAUAUUUACCAGAAUAAGCUUUGUCGAAUUUCGGAAGUCAAAUAUACGUAGCUAAGGCUACAAGUUUUGUACUCAACAAUAAAAGUGUUGUAAAGGAAAAGAAACUAAUUUAAACGCAAGCAAGUAACAACGUUGUUGAAAACGAAAAAGAAGUAUUUUUUGAAGAUGUCUUAUAAAAGUACGUUGCUUAUUGUUUGCAUUUUGUUUGGUACUAUUCUUGGAUUUGAUAUCAGUGAGAAUAGUGUCAGUCUUACCAAUGAGGACAAUAUCAAACUUUCUAGCGAGGUUCUAGCUAAAAAACAAGAGUCAGAACUGGAACAAUUACUUCAGACUUUUCAAAAGGAAAACCGUAAUUUUUCUCCAGAGUUGAAAAGAAGUGGAAACGACGAAAGCGUUAACUCAAACAAAAUUAGCGAUAAAACUAGUGAUGAUUUUUUACAGUUAAAAGAACUUUUAAAGGAAAUAGAUAAAAGAUUUAAGCAAGACGAGAGUUCAAACGUUAACGAUGAGUCGAUAAACUUUUUUGAAAAUUUAGAUUUAAAGCAAGAAAAAACUGAAAAUUCCAUUGAAAGCAAUAAAAUACGGAAAGAACUGAUUAAUAAUGAUAUUAAGAAACGUUUCAGCUUGUACAUGGAACAACGAAACUCUUUGAAGAAACUAGAAAAACUUCUAAAUGAUCUUACAAGUGUCUCCAAAAAUACUGAAAAACGAAGUCGCCCGGAUUGUAUAAUAUGGCAAGGCGACAAAUGCGUUCGGAUGUGUAGACCGUCAGUGUGGUGUGGUGGUUAACACCUUAUUUGUAUAAGUUCAACAUUUUUGUUGUAUACUUAUACAUAAAAAGAUUUUGUGUGAAUAACCAUGUGAAUAUAAAAUACGAGUGAGCUUUAAAAUUUGUUCAUCAUAGAAGCGAAGUUUUGUACA